This is a messenger RNA of Ochotona princeps (American pika), 6512 nucleotides long. RefSeq names its product glutamate ionotropic receptor NMDA type subunit 2A (gene GRIN2A). NCBI's taxonomy places the organism in Eukaryota, Metazoa, Chordata, Mammalia, Lagomorpha, Ochotonidae. Gene Ontology annotation, biological process: long-term synaptic potentiation; monoatomic ion transport; synaptic transmission, glutamatergic. Gene Ontology annotation, molecular function: NMDA glutamate receptor activity; transmitter-gated monoatomic ion channel activity involved in regulation of postsynaptic membrane potential. The transcript is spliced from 13 exons. The coding region runs from base 210 to 4607 and encodes 1465 amino acids. The record is from RefSeq and is a predicted model, not a curated record. Gene Ontology annotation, cellular component: postsynaptic density membrane; plasma membrane; postsynaptic membrane.
AGCCCUGCUGCAGAGCCUCCGGCUGGGAUAGCCGCCCCCCGUGGGGGCGAUGCGGACAGCGCGGGACAGCUAGGGGAGCGCGUGGGGGCCGCAGGAUGCGGGAGCCCGCUAAACCCGGUGGCUGCUGAGGCGGCCGAGAUGCUCGUGCGCGCAGCGCGCCCCACUGCAUCCUCGACCUUCUCCGGCUACAGGGACCUUAAGUGGCGACUAUGGGCAGACUGGGCUACUGGACCCUGCUGGUGCUGCCGGCCCUUUUGGUCUGGCGCGGUCCGGCGCAGAGCGCGGCGGCGGAGAAGGGUCCUCCCGCGCUGAACAUUGCAGUGCUGCUGGGUCACAGCCACGACGUGACAGAGCGCGAACUUCGAAAUCUGUGGGGCCCUGAGCAGGCGGCGGGGCUGCCCCUGGACGUGAACGUGGUGGCACUGCUGAUGAACCGCACCGACCCUAAGAGCCUCAUCACGCACGUGUGUGACCUCAUGUCGGGGGCACGCAUCCAUGGCCUGGUGUUUGGGGACGACACCGACCAGGAGGCCGUGGCCCAGAUGCUGGAUUUUAUCUCCUCCCAGACUUGCAUCCCCAUCCUGGGCAUCCACGGGGGCGCAUCUAUGAUCAUGGCUGACAAGGAUCCGUCAUCUACUUUCUUCCAGUUUGGAGCGUCCAUCCAGCAACAAGCCACGGUCAUGCUGAAGAUCAUGCAGGAUUAUGACUGGCAUGUCUUCUCCCUGGUGACCACCAUCUUCCCUGGCUACCGGGACUUCAUCAGCUUCAUCAAAACAACAGUGGACAACAGCUUUGUGGGUUGGGACAUGCAGAACGUGAUCACACUGGACACAUCCUUCGAGGAUGCCAAGACCCAAGUCCAGCUGAAAAAGAUCCACUCUUCGGUCAUCCUGCUGUACUGUUCCAAAGAUGAGGCGGUUCUCAUCCUGAGUGAAGCCCGCUCCCUCGGCCUCACCGGGUACGAUUUCUUCUGGAUCGUGCCCAGCCUGGUCUCUGGAAACACAGAGCUCAUCCCCAAAGAGUUCCCAUCAGGACUCAUCUCAGUCUCCUACGACGACUGGGACUACAGCCUGGAGGCGAGAGUGAGGGACGGGCUUGGCAUCCUAACCACUGCCGCGUCUUCCAUGUUGGAGAAGUUCUCAUACAUCCCCGAGGCCAAGGCCAGCUGCUAUGGGCAGACGGAGAAGCCGGAGACCCCACUGCACACUCUACACCAAUUCAUGGUCAACGUGACAUGGGAUGGAAAAGACUUGUCCUUCACGGAGGAAGGCUAUCAGGUGCACCCGAGGCUGGUGGUCAUUGUGCUCAACAAGGACCGAGAAUGGGAGAAGGUGGGCAAGUGGGAGAACCAGACCCUGAGCCUGAGGCAUGCCGUGUGGCCCAGGUACAAGUCCUUCUCUGACUGCGAGCCUGACGACAACCACCUGAGCAUCGUCACCCUGGAGGAGGCCCCCUUUGUCAUCGUGGAGGACAUAGACCCGCUGACUGAGACGUGUGUGAGGAACACCGUGCCGUGCCGCAAGUUUGUCAAAAUCAACAAUUCCACCAACGAGGGGAUGAACGUUAAAAAGUGCUGCAAAGGCUUCUGCAUCGAUAUCCUGAAGAAGCUCUCCAGGACAGUCAAGUUCACCUAUGAUCUCUACCUGGUGACCAAUGGGAAGCACGGCAAGAAGGUGAACAACGUGUGGAAUGGAAUGAUCGGGGAAGUGGUCUACCGGCGAGCGGUCAUGGCGGUUGGCUCGCUGACCAUCAACGAGGAGCGUUCGGAGGUGGUGGACUUCUCAGUGCCCUUCGUGGAGACGGGGAUCAGCGUCAUGGUUUCCAGGAGCAACGGCACCGUCUCACCUUCUGCUUUUCUAGAACCAUUCAGCGCCUCCGUGUGGGUGAUGAUGUUUGUAAUGCUGCUCAUUGUCUCUGCCAUAGCUGUCUUUGUGUUUGAAUACUUCAGCCCUGUUGGAUACAACAGAAACCUCGCCAAAGGGAAAGCACCCCAUGGGCCUUCUUUCACCAUUGGGAAAGCUAUAUGGCUCCUUUGGGGCCUGGUGUUCAACAACUCCGUGCCUGUCCAGAAUCCGAAAGGGACCACCAGCAAGAUCAUGGUGUCUGUCUGGGCCUUCUUUGCCGUCAUAUUCCUGGCCAGUUACACGGCCAACCUGGCUGCUUUCAUGAUCCAGGAGGAAUUCGUGGACCAAGUGACCGGCCUCAGUGACAAAAAGUUUCAGAGACCUCAUGACUAUUCCCCGCCUUUUCGAUUUGGGACCGUGCCUAAUGGAAGUACAGAGAGAAACAUCCGGAAUAACUAUCCCUACAUGCAUCAGUACAUGACCAAGUUUAACCAGAAGGGUGUGGAGGAUGCCUUGGUCAGCUUGAAGACGGGGAAGUUGGACGCUUUCAUCUACGAUGCGGCAGUCUUGAAUUACAAGGCCGGGCGGGAUGAAGGCUGCAAACUGGUGACCAUCGGGAGCGGGUACAUCUUCGCCACCACGGGUUACGGUAUUGCCCUCCAGAAGGGCUCCCCUUGGAAGAGGCAGAUUGACCUGGCCCUGCUUCAGUUUGUGGGUGAUGGUGAGAUGGAGGAGCUGGAGGCCCUGUGGCUCACGGGGAUCUGCCACAAUGAGAAGAACGAGGUGAUGAGCAGCCAGCUGGAUGUGGACAACAUGGCGGGCGUGUUCUACAUGCUGGCGGCGGCUAUGGCGCUCAGCCUCAUCACCUUCAUCUGGGAGCACCUCUUCUACUGGAAGCUGCGCUUCUGCUUCACAGGAGUCUGCUCUGACCGGCCCGGCCUGCUCUUCUCCAUCAGCAGGGGCAUCUACAGCUGCAUUCAUGGAGUGCACAUCGAAGAGAAGAAGAAGUCUCCCGACUUCAAUCUGACUGGGUCCCAGAGCAACAUGCUGAAACUUCUCCGCUCGGCCAAGAACAUCUCCAACAUGUCCAACAUGAACUCUUCCUCCAGGAUGGAUUCCCCCAAAAGAACUGCUGACUUCAUCCAAAGAGGCUCCCUCAUCGUGGACAUGGUUUCCGAUAAGGGGAACUUGAUCUACUCGGACAACAGAUCUUUCCAGGGGAAAGACAGCAUCUUUGGGGAAAACAUGAAUGAACUCCAGACGUUCGUGGCCAACAGGCACAAGGACAGCCUCAACAACUAUGUGUUCCAGGGACAGCACCCUCUCACUCUCAAUGAGUCUAACCCCAACACGGUGGAGGUGGCUGUGAGCACAGAAUCCAAGGCGAACUCCAGACCCAGGCAGCUGUGGAAGAAAUCCAUGGAGUCCCUGCGUCAGGAUUCACUGCCCCAGAAUCCGGUUUCCCAGAGGGAGGAGGGACCGGCGGAGAACAGGACCCACUCCCUCAAGAGCCCGAGGUACCUCCCAGAAGAGAUGGCUCACUCUGACAUUUCAGAGGCUUCCAGCCGGGCCACCUGCCACAGGGACCCGGACAACAACAAGAACCACAAAACCAAGGACAACUUCAAGAGAUCGGCGGCCUCCAAGUACCCCAAGGACUGCAGUGAGGUCGAGCGACCCUACCUGAAAACCAAAGCCAGCUCCCCCAGGGACAAGAUCUACACCAUCGAUGGUGAGAAGGAGCCCAGCUUUCACCUAGACCCGCCCCAGUUCGUGGAAAAUACAGCCCUCCCCGAGAAUAUGGACUUCCCAGACCCCUACCAGGAUCAUAGCAACAGCUUCCGCAAGGCGGACACCACGCUGCCCAUGAACAGGAAUCGGCUGCACAACGAAGACGGGCUGCCCAACAACGACCAGCACAAGCUCUACCCCAAGCACUUCACCUUGAGAGACAAGGGGUCCCCUCACAGCGAGGGCAGUGACCGCUACCGCCAGAACUCCACCCACUGCCGGAGCUGCCUCUCCAACCUGCCCACUUACUCGGGCCAUUUCACCAUGCGGUCCCCCUUCAAGUGUGAUGCCUGCCUGCGGAUGGGGAACCUCUAUGACAUCGACGAAGAUCAGAUGCUCCAGGAGACAGGUAACCCUGCCGCCCAGGAGGAGGCCUACCAGCAAGACUGGGCACAGAACAACGCCCUCCAGUUGCAAAAGAACAAGCUGAGGAUUAGCCGGCAGCAUUCUUACGAUAACAUUCUCGACAAGCCCAGGGAGCUAGACCUUAGCAAGCCCUCCCGGAGCAUAAGCCUCAAGGACCGGGAACGGCUUCUGGAAGGAAAUUUGUAUGGGAGCCUGUUCAGUGUGCCCUCAAGCAAACUCCUGGGGAACAAAAGCUCCCUUUUCCCCCAAGGCCUGGAGGACAGCAAGAGGAGCAAGUCCCUCUUGCCGGACCACACUUCCGAUAACCCUUUCCUUCACUCCUAUGGGGAUGACCAGCGCCUAGUAAUUGGGAGAUGCCCCUCGGACCCCUAUAAACACUCACUGCCAUCACAGGCAGUGAACGACAGCUACCUGCGCUCGUCCUUGAGGUCAACCGCAUCGUACUGUUCCAGGGACAGCCGGAGCCACAGUGACGUGUACAUUUCAGAGCAUGUUAUGCCUUAUGUUGCGAAUAAGAAUAAUAUGUACUCCACCCCCAGGGUUUUAAACUCCUGCAGCAAUAGACGUGUGUACAAGAAAAUGCCUAGCAUCGAAUCUGAUGUUUAAAAAUCUUCCAUUAAUGUUUCACCUAUAGGGAAACAUACGUAAUGGCCAGUGUUCUGGAGGGUAAGAGUCAGAUGUCCUAAGAGGAAGUUGGUGUAGGGAGUAUCUGUGUUGGCUCUUUGGUCCAUGGCUCCGUGCCAUAGUCUUCCAUUCAAGAAACCUUUUGAGGUGUGAGCUGAGCAUGGCAGAUUUCAGAUAGAUGAGUCCUUAACCAAAACAAACAGAUAAGGGCAAGUAUCCUGGACAUGCCUAACCAGGUAGGUUGGCAAUAGUGAUGCACCAAAUGUUGGUGGCGAUGUUAUGCUUUCCUAUAUUCCAAAUGCCAUUAAGAUCAGUCCACCGUGUAAUUUCCCCAUCCGAAAUGCCUAAUGGUUUUCUCUAAUACAGAUUAAGCAAUAUGGUAUGCAUGUAAACCUGACACAGACAAAAUAAAUUUAAGAUUGCAUCUGCACUGUAGUGAGAUUGACAUGUGCAAGAGAUUAGGAAGUUUGGCUUGUAACAGUCCCAGCUUUCUUGUCAUGCCUUCACUGUCACACCCAGGCCCAACCCUAAGAACUCCAGGAUGUACCCUCCCUCCCCACCCCAACCCCAGAGAAUAACAAAUCGGUGUGUUUAUGGUAACUAAGCUACCUUCAUUAGAGUCCAUUUCCAAGAUAGGUCUGGAGCAAAAAGCCCGAGGAAGCACCCUUAGGCACAGAGCUACCGGGAUCCCCUUGGACGUUGAUAUGUGUGUUUUGUCCUUGGCUUUGAUGGUCUUGUUCAGUGCUGCAUAAACUUACACAUUUCUGUCUUCAAUAUCUAAGUGUAGAUCUCCCAUCUGUGACCUGGUGGUCAUUGUAAUUUACCCGAAGACUUCUGUGUAUGUAAGCUUGCAUUUCCUUCCUUCUGGUGACGACUCAGGGUUGUAUAGUAUCUGUUACCCUUUCCCUCCCAGAGUGACCCUAGCUCGUCCAGUCCCCCCAGGCAGCCAUGUGGUGUCUAAUUAGCUGUGUGUUGCUGUCCCCAGAGUUGUUAAUGUGAUGACACACGCCAACAGCCAUAUGUAUACUGCAAUUCGUCAGAAGUGCAAUGCCAUCUGUCUGCCGGAGGGUAGCACAGGUUGCGGUUUUAUCUCCCUAGAUCCCAUGAAGUUCUGUUGGAUAGAAUCUCCACCCCGAUCAAACCAUUAAAUCUAAAACCUUUAAAAGAUGAGACACUCCUGUCUCCACCCCAAGCCUUCUCCAAACGGUGGGUAAACUUUUGCCAAACGACUGGUUUCUCGCUUCUGAAACAGAGUUCUAUUGGAGGCAGAACGCAUCACCAGCCACCAACAGCGAUACAGGAAGAAUUCCUCAAAGCAUUUGUCAUUUCUGAGUCACCUACACUAUCCCACUCUUGUUCUCCAGAGACCUGUGCAUGUAUGGUAUGGGAUGACACUCAUUUCAAAACAGUUGGAGAUAGAGGUGGGAGUAUGUAUGCCUGGGAGUUUCUUAGCCCACUACCUGACUCAUAAAAAGGGCCCUGCAAAGACAGCAUGGUUUAUCAGAUCAGAAUUUUCUAGUUGAAAAACUAAAUACCACAAAAUCAGCCAACUUGAUUAAACAUCUUAUGAUGGUCUGCCCUAAUAAUGAGCGCGUUUCAGAUGUGUUUGUGUCCUUGAAGUGCGUGGGGUGAGCAGCCGUCAACAUAUGCAGAGAACCUUGAUCUGAAUGGUGAAGUUUUAAGCUAAUGAAAGCUAGCCCAGCUGUUUCCUGGCUUCUUCCUGAGUUUUACUUUCAGUUCUUAGAGAAAGGGACAGGGUGGCAGAUUGAAGCAUCUUUCCCAAUUCUUCUCCUGGUGUGUUCUGCUUCAUAAGUAAUGUUUUCCUACAAGUGGGCAGGUGCCAGGGACUGUUGUCUUGUAAAUGAGGAAUAUCUUGAAUGGCUUGGU